Colletotrichum chrysophilum is the source of this 1593-nucleotide messenger RNA. RefSeq lists its product as uncharacterized. The transcript is spliced from 5 exons. Bases 1 to 1593 code for a protein of 530 amino acids. The record is from RefSeq and is a predicted model, not a curated record. Lineage: Eukaryota; Fungi; Ascomycota; Sordariomycetes; Glomerellales; Glomerellaceae.
AUGACGCAAGUUACGACUUCUAAGCCGGCGCAAACCUGGCAAGAGGUAGUUGCCAAGAAAAGACUUCAGAGACAGGAGGCGAUCGCGACAGCUGUUCUGAGAGUAUCAACAGACACGAGUGGCAGCAAUGAAGGCAUUACUGCCAUUCCUGAUGCCGAGGCUCUAGUUGAAAGGAUCUCUCGGGGCGAAGUAAGCAGCGAGGCCGUGCUCAAGGCUUAUAUCAAAAACUUGACCGAAAUUCUCUUUGAAGAUGCACUGGAGCGAGCUAGAGAGUUGGAUGCUUACUUCGCGAAGAACGGAGCAGUAGUGGGACCAUUGCAUGGUGUUCCUGUCACAUUGAAAGACCAGUUCAAUGUCAAAGGCUUCGAUUCAACACUGGGAUAUGUGGGCAGAUCUUUCUCACCAGCAUCCGAUGACGCAGCUGUGGUCAAGAUGCUGAAAAGCCUGGGCGCUGUCGUCAUUGCGAAGACUAACUUGCCUCAGAGCAUCAUGUGGUGUGAGACAGACAACCCUCUCUGGGGUCUCACCACAAACCCGCUUAACAAAGACUACACCCCAGGUGGCUCCACUGGAGGCGAGGCGGCCCUGCUCGCGACCCAAGCAUCCAUGCUGGGAUGGGGUACUGACAUUGGAGGAAGUAUUCGCAUUCCGUCUCAUAUGAAUGGGACCUAUGGCUUCAAGCCAAGCAGCGCCCGACUGCCUUACCGUGGCGUCCCUGUCUCGACAGAGGGCCAGGAACAUGUCCCGUCAUCUAUCGGACCAAUGGCUCGCAGCUUGGGCACCAUACAAAUGACGAUGAAACACCUGAUCAACGAGAAGCCCUGGGAAAUGGACUUUCGCUGCGUCCCAAUUCCUUGGCGGGAAGAUGUCUAUCAGGAAACCCUCUCUCGCCCCCUGACGAUAGGGGUGCUGUUUGAUGACAACGUUGUCAGACCUCAUCCGCCCUUGACACGUGUCCUUCGAUCUGCCGUUGAGUCUCUUCGUGCAGCUGGGCAUGAAGUCUUGGAAUGGAACGCCGACUUACACGAAGACUGCAUUCGAGUGAUGGACUUGUACUACACUGCCGACGGCUGCGAGGACAUUCGCAAAGACGUAAUCGCCGGUGGCGAACCUUUCAUCCCGCACGUUGAGCGUCUGAUCAACCGCGGAAAAGCGAUCUCCGUCUACGACUACUGGCAACUCAACAGGCGCAAGUGGGACAUGCAGCAGGCUUACAUGGAAAAGUGGAGGUCCAUCCGGUCGCCUACGACUGGUCGCGCGGUCGACAUUCUCCUGAUGCCUCCGAUGCCCCAUAGCGCUGUGCCCCAUGCCGGAUGCCGCUGGGUUGGCUACACCAAGGUGUGGAACUUCUUGGACUACCCAGCACUUGUGAUCCGUGGAGGCAAUGUCUCUCAGGGCGAUUUGAGCGAGUCAUGGACGUAUGAGACCAGGGGACCGGAAGAUGAGUGGAACAAGAAGCUCUGGGAGGACAAUGGGAAGGAGAUGGCAAGUCUAGGACUACCGGUCGGACUGCAGAUUGUUGGUCGCAAGUUGGAGGAGGAAACUGUCUUGGCUGCUGGUAAGGUCAUAGAUGAUUUGAUACAAGCGGCUUAG